This is a messenger RNA of Peromyscus eremicus (cactus mouse), 2824 nucleotides long. It is a transcript of the gene Znf454, whose product is annotated as zinc finger protein 454. The record is from RefSeq and is a predicted model, not a curated record. Bases 73 to 1653 code for a protein of 526 amino acids. Lineage: Eukaryota; Metazoa; Chordata; Mammalia; Rodentia; Cricetidae. Gene Ontology annotation, cellular component: nucleus. Gene Ontology annotation, biological process: central nervous system development; regulation of transcription by RNA polymerase II. The transcript has 5 exons. Gene Ontology annotation, molecular function: DNA-binding transcription factor activity, RNA polymerase II-specific; RNA polymerase II cis-regulatory region sequence-specific DNA binding.
CACACUUGCAAAGCUCCUCACCUGUCUCCUCCGUGCUUGGUGGUCCUCAGAGAGCUCACCAGAGAAGAAGAAAUGGCUGUCAGCCACCUCCCAGCCCUGGUCCAGGACUUGGUGACCUUCAAGGAUGUGGCUGUGCUCUUCACCCAGGAGGAGUGGAGACGGCUGAGCUCUGCCCAGAGGGCCCUGUACAGGGAUGUGAUGUCAGAGAACUACAGCAACCUGGUCUCACUGGGACUCUCAGGAUCCAAACCAGAUGUAUUUUUUCAUCUGGAAAAGGCAGACAAAUGCAUGUCAGAGGACGCUCCAGAAGGCUUUGUUCUUGACUGGAUUACAAUGACCACGAGUAAGAAAUUUCUCAGGGCAGAUAUUCCUAAAAAAGAAUCAGAUCAGUGGAUAAUGAAGGAGAGAAUCACCAGAGGGACUCACUGGGAAUGUGCUAACCUGUUAGACUGGCAGUACCAGGAAGGUCAGGAGGUCAGGUUGCGGCAAGUGGUCCUCACCCAACAGUGCACUCCAUCAAUGCUUAGUGGGCAGAAAGUCGAGGCCGCUGAGGUCUGUACAGGGAGCUCAUUACCCAUUCAAAGUCAGCAAUCUCAAGCAAGCAAAAAAGCUUUGGAAUGCAGUGAGUGUGGAAAAGCCUUCUCUAAGCGUUCCACCCUUAAGAAACAUCAGAAAAUUCAUACUGAAAAACUCAACACAAGUCAGAAAAUGCCUAUUAAAGACAAGCGCUAUGAAUGUAGAGAAUGUGGGAAAGCCUUUCACCAGAGUACACACCUUAUCCAUCACCAAAGAAUUCACACUGGUGAGAAACCAUAUGAAUGUAAGGACUGUGGCAAGGCCUUCUCCGUGAGCUCUUCACUUACCUACCACCAGAAAAUCCAUACUGGAGAAAAGCCUUUUGAAUGCAACGUCUGCGGAAAAGCCUUUAUCCGGAACAUACAUCUCUCCCACCAUCAUAGAAUACAUACUGGAGAGAAACCUUUCCAAUGUAACAUUUGUGACAAAGCUUUCGUUUGCAGAGCACAUCUUACCAAACACCAGAACAUUCACAGUGGUGAGAAACCCUAUAAAUGUAAUGAAUGUGGGAAAGCCUUCAAUCAGAGUACAAGUUUUCUUCAGCACCAGAGAAUACAUACUGGAGAGAAACCCUUUGAAUGCAGUGAAUGUGGAAAAGCCUUCAGGGUGAACUCUUCCCUUACUGAACACCAGAGAAUUCACACUGGGGAGAAACCAUAUAAAUGUAGUGAAUGUGGCAAAGCAUUCAGGGACAAUUCAUCUUUUGCGAGACAUCGGAAAAUUCACACUGGAGAAAAACCUUACAGAUGUGGCUUGUGUGAGAAAGCUUUCAGGGACCAGUCAGCCCUGGCACAGCAUCAGAGGAUUCAUACUGGAGAGAAGCCGUACAUGUGUAACAUCUGUGAGAAAGCUUUCAGUGACCAUUCAGCCCUUACCCAACAUAAGAGAAUUCAUACAAGAGAGAAACCAUACAAAUGUAAAAUCUGUGGGAAAGCCUUUAUACGAAGCACACACCUCACUCAGCAUCAGAGGAUUCACACAGGAGAGAAACCUUAUAAAUGUAACAAAUGUGGGAAAGCCUUCAACCAGACUGCAAACCUCAUCCAGCAUCAGAGGCAUCAUAUUGGAGAAAAAUGAUAUGUAUGAAUGCCGCUCAUAUGGAAGUACUGUGGGACUGAUGUCAUUAAUUAUUGAAUAUAAGAGAAAACAUAAAGAAUCACAAUGGAGUCUUUUAUUAGGAUGGUUGUAUUUGCUAGGAGCCAAGUUUCACGGUGCCGUGGGUUUUGAGACUGUUAAGGAUGGCAAACACACCUUUCUCUUUAGUACUGCUAUUAGUUGUACUGAUAGUAGUACUUUUUUUAAAUUGGCCUGAAUUACCAAGUAUUAGAACCAAAAUGAAACUUCAUUAAAAGUAUAAAUGUCAGUUUAUCAAAUUUGCAAUUUGUUAAGAUAAUUAUAAAAUUAUAAAAAUUAAGAGUGAGAAGCAAAUGAAAAGUAAGAAAAUGGUGAAUUUUAUUCUAGAUUUUCUUCUAUAAGAAAGUUGCCAUUUUUAACAGAACCCUUUGUCUCCCCUCACCCACAUCCCGGAUGCCUAGUUUAGAGAAGUUGCUGUCAGUCACCCAUGCAUGAGUCAAGAAUCAUUUAAAUCAUGCUUCUCAUGGUUCUGCUUCUGUUUCAGCCACUUUUUGUCAAAUCUCCUGGUUUACCUGUCCACUUGCUUCUUACAUGUGUUCUCCUGGGAAGGUUCACUUGAAUCGUGUGACCUUCUUCUGACUUAGCUCUAUUAUUACUGUGUUCCUUGUUAUCACCACCAUGGACCUCAUUCAUAAUGCAAAUCUGAAUUGCAAAAUCGGUAGAUGUCCAUGAUACUCGAUUUCACACCUAAAUCUAGCUUUCAGAACUCAAAGUCUCUUUCUGGAGGUAAAGAGUCAUCAAAGGUAUUGUAUCACUCGGUUGUACAAGACCUCAGCUAACUACGAUACUGGUAAUACCUAAAUACGGGCUUUUCCCUGGUAGCCAUUACCCUCUAGCCAUUCCAAACCAUAGUAAAGUUACACUGUCCACAGGAGUCAGGGGCUUGAUCAAUUUCAUGUGGGAUAGUCCCUACCAUCUAGUUGUCGUUGGUAUUCCUGGCCACUUCCACUUUUGUGACUUGUCAUCUCCCCAUAUACAGCUGACAAGAGACAAGGGCUCUAAGGCCAGUGUUCAGGUGCUCUGACCCAUGACUUGUUCCUGGUCAGUCUUCUAUAGCUACUGAAUUAGAGUGUAUCUGCCAAUCUGCCACUCCCAUAUUAUUGAACUGCGCAUC